GAAACAGUUUUAACUAGAACGCUCAUGAAAUGCGUGCGUGGUGUGUUCUAUCGUUAAUCGGAUGCUUGGGGAUUGCUUUGAUCUCUUCGAAACCCUUGGAGGAAGCAGGCGAUAUCGCUCAGGAAGACAGUGAGAAGGCAUAUGAACACACUUAUUUAACGAUCGAUCCCACUGCUGAGGAUGCUCGCGAUGAGGAAGAAGAACUCGGAGAAGCUACCGGUGACGACGAUAAAGCUGGUGGUGAAGGAAAAGCCUACUAUAUAGAAGUGGAGGACGAUGAAAAUGAUGAUUCAACUGUCGAUAAGCCCAUAGAGGAGGAACCAAUUAAUUUUCUUAAAUACCCAGAACACGAAACCGACCACAAGCCAUAUCCCCGCUUUGCCAUCCUUAAAAAUGGAUUCGUGAAUCAUGUGAACCUAGACUUUUAACAGACGCAAUCAAUACAAAAAUAACAGACAGAACGACGUGUUCUCAACACAAUUAGAGAUUCAUUCCAGUUGGAAAAUUCCCAAAGCUAAGUUUACACAGCUGUGGCCAAUAACAAUGAUAAUAAAAAUAGCUUAGUGCGGUUUCAGCUUUUAAAUGUGUUUUUCUGUUUUUCAUCAUAUUAGUGUUCUUUAGCUCGCUCGGAGUAGUUUUCAUUGGACUGUACAAGAUGCGUCUUGCCAUUGCUAUGCUUGCUCUGGUGACCCUAAUGUUGUGGAUCGGGGUCACCACCGCUUCUCAGUCGGCCUCAUGUGAGAGUGUGGCGAUCUUGGAGAACUACAGCUGCAAGGAGAAACCCACGAAAAGGAAGACUUUUCGAUUUGCCAUUUAAAAAGAGCUGGCAGUCCUUGUAAAAAGUUUUUUUUUCCGGAAUUCAAUUAAAUUUCUCUUAAUAAAACCCGAAACUCACGA
Messenger RNA from Drosophila pseudoobscura, 897 nucleotides. RefSeq lists its product as uncharacterized. Bases 30 to 428 code for a protein of 132 amino acids. The transcript has a single exon. The record is from RefSeq and is a predicted model, not a curated record. Lineage: Eukaryota; Metazoa; Arthropoda; Insecta; Diptera; Drosophilidae.